This is a messenger RNA of Nelumbo nucifera (sacred lotus), 2611 nucleotides long. Its product is annotated as subtilisin-like protease SBT5.6. Gene Ontology annotation, molecular function: serine-type endopeptidase activity. The record is from RefSeq and is a predicted model, not a curated record. Gene Ontology annotation, biological process: proteolysis. NCBI's taxonomy places the organism in Eukaryota, Viridiplantae, Streptophyta, Magnoliopsida, Proteales, Nelumbonaceae.
CAUUACUGUAGUCCAGAAUCUCAAUCAUCCAAAGAUGGCAAACCUUUCUCUUCUCUCUCUGCUUCUUCUCCCUCUCCUCCCUCUGAGUGCCUACUCUGAGCGCCAGCAACCUUAUGUAGUAUAUUUUGGAGAACACAGCGGAGAGAAAACACUGCAAGAAAUUGAGGACACCCAUCACUCGUUUCUCUCUUGUGUAAAGAAAACUGAGGAGGAUUCUCGAGGCUCUCUUAUCUAUAGUUACAAGAACAGCAUCAAUGGCUUCGCUGCAUUUCUAACCCCAGAUGAAGCCACCAAAUUAUCUGAGAUGGAUGAAGUUGUGUCUGUAUUUCCGAGCCAAGCAAAGAAAUGGUCUCUUCAGACUACAAGGUCUUGGGAAUUUCUGGGCGUAAAAGAUAGGAUUGAUAAGAGCAAGAGAGAAGGUUUAAUGCACAAAGCCAGAUAUGGGCAAGAUGUCAUCGUUGGGCUCUUGGAUUCAGGAAUAUGGCCGGAAUCAAAGAGUUUCAGUGAUGAAGGAAUGGGGCCAGUACCCAAAUCAUGGAAGGGAAUCUGUCAAGUUGGAGAUGCUUUCAACUCCUCUCACUGUAAUAGGAAGCUCAUCGGAGCUCGGUACUACCUCAAAGGCUAUGAGGCCUACUACGGCGCUCCUCUCAACACCUCCAUGGACUUCCGGUCUCCUCGUGACCAUGAUGGCCACGGCUCCCACACAUCCUCCAUUGCCGGUGGUCGACUUGUCCAUGGAGUCUCGGCUCUGGGAGGUUUCGCCGGAGGCACCGUGUCUGGAGGAGCCCCACUCGCACGUCUUGCCAUGUACAAGGUCUGCUGGCCUCUGCCAAACAAAGACCCUUCAGAAGGCAACAUCUGCAUCGAUGUCGACAUGCUCGCUGCCAUGGAUGACGCCAUUGGGGAUGGGGUAGACGUCCUCAGUAUCUCCAUUGGAUCGUUUUCGCCUGUCAAUUACACCAACGAUGGCAUUGCGAUCGGUGCACUGCACGCUGUCAAACGGGACAUCGUGGUGGCAUGUAGCGCCGGGAACAACGGCCCCGGCCCCGGCACCUUAUCCAACGUCGCGCCCUGGAUCAUCACUGUGGGCGCAAGCAGCAUCGAUCGCGCCUUCCCCUCACCUGUUGUAUUGGGUAAUGGCGUCGGAAUCCAGGGCCAAUCAGUAGCUCCAUACAAGCUGGAGGAUAAAAUGUACCCACUGGUCUACGCCGGAGAUGCAGUAGUCCCUGGUGUACCUAAGAACAUCGUCGGGCAAUGUCUCCCUGAUUCCCUGUCGUCUGAGAAGGUUAAAGGGAAGAUUGUGUUGUGCCUGAGAGGAAACGGGACGAGAGUCGGGAAGGGCUUAGAGGUGAAAAGAGCUGGAGGUGCUGCAAUCAUUCUGGGCAACAGUGGAUUGAAUGGAAAUGAACUAACCAUGGACAGUUAUCUUCUUCCAGGAACAGCAGUAGGAUUUGACGAUGCAAAAAGGAUUCUUGAUUACAUAAAUUCCACCAAGAAACCAAUGGCCAAAAUAGUUCCAGGGAAGAGUGUUUUGAAUGCUAAACCUGCUCCAUACAUGGCUGGAUUUUCUUCAACCGGUCCAAAUGUUAUUGAACCCAAUAUUAUCAAGCCGGACAUUACCGCGCCGGGAGUAAACAUCCUGGCGACAUGGAGCGAGAAAUCAUCCCCUACAAAGCUGCUGGCAGAUCACCGGAGCGUCAAAUACAAUUUUGAUUCGGGAACUUCCAUGUCAUGCCCUCAUGUGGCAGCCACAGCAGCCCUUCUCAAAGCCAUCCACCCAAGUUGGAGCAGUGCUGCCAUAAGAUCAGCCAUCAUGACCACAGCAACAACAAGAAACAAUAUGGGUAAGCCAUUAACUAAUGCAGCUGGAACCAGCGCUAACCCUUUCAACUAUGGAUCAGGCCACCUUGACCCAACAAAGGCAGCAGAUCCUGGUCUUGUCUACGAUGCCUCGUACACCGACUAUCUCCUCUUCCUAUGUGGUAGCAGUGGACUAAAGGGCCUCGACCCUGCAUUCAAGUGUCCAAAGGUCUCACCUUCAGCGAGCAACCUCAAUUAUCCAUCCCUGGCAAUCUCCAAGCUGAAUGGCACCAUGACAGUGAACAGGACUGUAACCAACGUUGGUGGUGGCAAGAGCGUGUACUUUGCGAGUAUUAUACCACCCUUGGGAGUUUCCGUGAAGAUUUAUCCCAGAGUUCUAAGCUUUAGCAGAGUUGGCGAGAAGAAGAGCUUCACAAUCACUGUCAAGGCAAAAGAUAGCCAAGUACACAUAAGAGAUGAAUAUGUUUUCGGUUGGUACAUAUGGAGUGAUGGGAUCCAUCAUGUCAGAAGCCCCAUGGCAAUAUCUCUAGCAUAAUUUCCUUUCUUCCAUUUUUUUUCAUCUUUGAAUUGUUUCCAUAUAAGUUAUAGAUUGAUGGUUGACAGAUUACAGAAGAAAGGAGGAUUAUUAAGGGGGGAUUGAUGGAAUUGAAGAAGGAUGAGAUUAGAUGAUAAAUAAUGUAAUUUGGGCUUGGCAAAGCUUAAUGAUUGUUCAGAAAAAGAGAAGAAAAAAAUUAUUUUAGACCAGAAAAUGGUUUGAAAUCCAACAUAUUGAAAUUUGAAAUCUCAACUA